This is a messenger RNA of Aureobasidium subglaciale EXF-2481, 1487 nucleotides long. RefSeq lists its product as uncharacterized. The coding region runs from base 215 to 1288 and encodes 357 amino acids. Gene Ontology annotation, biological process: acyl-CoA metabolic process; fatty acid catabolic process. Gene Ontology annotation, cellular component: peroxisomal matrix. Gene Ontology annotation, molecular function: fatty acyl-CoA hydrolase activity. The transcript has 5 exons. The record is from RefSeq and is a predicted model, not a curated record. Lineage: Eukaryota; Fungi; Ascomycota; Dothideomycetes; Dothideales; Saccotheciaceae.
UGCAGAAAGCAUAGCAGGUGAUAGUAGAGACCAUAUGAAUAUGAUAGAGAGCAUCACAUGCGACGUGCUUAGCAGCGAGCCGGGCCGAGGCUCCGAAACAACCGAGGCUCGAUAGCAAGAUGAAACAUGGAAACGAGAGUGUAGGAAGGACGUCGUCGACAACAACAACAACAACAACAACGAAUCUGCCUCGACAAGUAGCAAAUCACCCACCAUGGCGACUCUGAUCAAGCCACCGCCUGCGGAUGCCAGCAAAUCUCCAAUCGAGAGUGUGCUUGAGCUCAAGCAGCUGACAGACAUCGACCCUGGCAUCUUCACUAACACACGUCCAUUGUGGCAUCCUCCCGGCGCUCGAGGAAUAUACGGAGGUGCCGUGAUUGCGCAAUGCCUGGCGGCAGCCCAACGAACAGUCCGCGACGACUUUAGCGUCCACAGCAUGCACUGCUACUUUGUGCUUGCCGGCAACGCCGAAAUCCCAAUCAUGUAUCACGUCGAGAAAGUAAGAGACGGGCGCAGCUUCGCUACACGGACCGUUCAAGCACGACAGCGGGGACGCCCCAUCUUCACGACGACCAUGUCGUUCGUCCGAGAGAACAGCGGAGGUGCUGAGCGUGUCGAACAUGCAGUCGACAUGCCCACUGUACCUGGGCCGUCGGAAGACCUGGACAUUCCGCAGCAAGACAACAGUCCUUUCCAAAGCCAACGCAUCCACAUCCUCAACCAUGAAUCGGGUCGGCCACAAGACAAGAAGACACGACAAUGGAUCAGGGCUAGGGGCAAGAUCAGCCCCAGCGGAGGACACCAGGCACAUCUUUCUGCUCUGGCAUACAUGAGCGAUAGCUAUUUCAUAGGCACAGUGUCAAGAGUGCACCGACUGUGGAGGUUCUCGACAUCGGACAAGGAUGGGAAAUCGACAAUCGACAGUUCGGUGCUCGAGAAGCUUCGUGACAUGGACGACGACACUCUGCGGAGAAUGCAAGGAAUGGACGAAGAUGUCAUAAUGGCAAUACGAAACAUGAAGGACAUCAACAGCGAAGAACAGAGACGGCCAGAGGUGGGCAUGAUGGUCAGUCUGGACCACACCAUCUACUUCCACUCGCCUCGCAAUUUCAGGGCAGACGAGUGGAUGUUUACAGAAAUGGAAAGCCCAUGGGCAGGAGACGGCAGAGGAUUGGUGCUUCAGAGGAUGUUCACCAAAGACGGCGAAUUGGUUGCAACAUGCGUCCAAGAGGGCGUGGUCCGACUAAAGGAAAGUAAGAGCAAGGCGGAUGUGUCGAGCAAACUGUGACAAGGACCUGUGGGAGUGUGAGUCAAAGGCGUGAUAGGGCGUGGUCAGGAAGAGCGGAUGGCUAGGGCGUGGUAGAGGGUAAGGGCACAUAGCCUAUAGGGCGUGGAGUUUUGGAGUCUGUUGCGAGCGAAUGGCGGGGUAGCAGCGGUUUUCGGCCGGCGUCAUAGGGCCCGGCCCAUUUUUUCACAGACCAACAGUC